Messenger RNA from Penicillium samsonianum, 1551 nucleotides. RefSeq lists its product as uncharacterized. The coding region runs from base 1 to 1551 and encodes 516 amino acids. The transcript is spliced from 3 exons. The record is from RefSeq and is a predicted model, not a curated record. NCBI's taxonomy places the organism in Eukaryota, Fungi, Ascomycota, Eurotiomycetes, Eurotiales, Aspergillaceae.
AUGGUUUACAAUAAACCAACAAGCGGAGCCAUGAAGAGGUCUGCCUCGGCUCUCGAAGGACCCCCAGGAUGGGGCGAUGUUCCUCCAAUGAUGACCAGCUCCCGCUCAUCAUUCCGUCCUCCUUAUGCUCACUUCGCCAUGAUUUACCUUGACCGUGACGGCAAACUUAAGGUUGAUGAAUCAUCUUCUAUUCAAGAGCAAAACUUGACUGUGUUCACCCCAGAAGUUCGCCAGAACUUCCUCGAGAUUCUGGGUGAACGUAUCGGCUACCAUGCCCCUGCUCGCCAGACAAUGGACACAUCUCCUCGUCGGGUGAGACGUCGCAAGGGCAACGCUCCUGCUAUUUCUGUCUGUGAUGACCGCAUGACUGAGCAGGACUCUGAGAGCGAGGACCUCCCUAGCUCUACCGAAAUGGUUCCUCUCCGCAUUGGAGAUGCCCAAAAGGUCAUGGGCUACUACGAAGGUGCCCUAAAGCACUUCCAACAGCUGAACUGCCGUAUGGUUGCCAAAGCAUUCAUCAAAUUCAUCGAGCCUCGCAAGCAGGUUCGACACCCUUACAAUGGUGGCAAGGCACCACCAGGAUCCGCCCCCGGUACUACCGGUGACCCAGAAAAGACCAAGCCCGAGUGGUGGCCUCCCGGUGUUAUGCACAAGGAGCCUGAUCACUUGAGAAAAGAGUAUCGCAUUGAGCUCUUGCUUCACAUUAUCCGCAAGCUCGGUUCUUACGGUAUCACUGCCGAUAAGCUUAAGGAUGUUGCUGGCGACACUAAGCGAAGCUUAAAACACGCAUCCCAUGUUGAGAUCAUCUACGAGAUUCUCCGGGUCCGCAAGAUGGAGGAGCGCUUCGAACGAGGCGAGGUCGAUGCUAACAUGAUCGUUUACACUAUGAACCGCGGCCCUAGCCCUAAGGGCGAUGAAGAAGACGACUCCGCCAACUCAGUGACUAUCGAGGAGCCCGAGCACCUCAACCAAGGAUUAAUGACCCCCAUCUCCUCAUUCGAGCAGGCGUCUACCUCCCUAACCACACCUAUCGACAACAACAUCCCAUCAGCUCGCUCUCUCCCAGGCAGCUUCUCCAUGGCGGAGCCUCUCAAUUUCGAAAACCCCACCCGCCAAGACCGCCCCUACUACACCACACCUCCCCAAUACAGCGAUUCCUUCUCACAGCCCAUGCUCAGCACUCCCGUGACAGCAGAGAUGAUCAGUCCCCACGACGUCUCAGCGUUCGACUACUCCGCUCACAACACCUACCCAAGCUCCACACCCGAUCAGCGCGGAGUAAACGGCCACUACGACACCUGGACCCCAUCUUUCCGCCAGAACAUCUUCAGUCCUAUCGACUAUGCUACACCGGCUACUAGCCAGGGGAUGCCCCAGCCUUCAAUGCCCUACCAGAUGCCCAUGGUAUCGCACACGCACAUGCAUGACAUGUCCCAUCACCAUGCCCAGCAGUCCCACAUGGACUCUAUCCACCAAAGAUCCCUGCCUUUCCGCACGGGAUCGCUGGGCCACCCACACCCUAACGGGAUGACUCUCUCCCACACUGUCUAA